AGGGAGACUAAACCGAUCGACAUCACUAUAGUAGGGAAGACCACAGCAGUCGUAUUCAGCAUCGUGGAUAUAGGUAACGACAAAGACAUAAUAUUAGGGUUACUAUAGCAUGAAGAUUACGACCCGGACAUUAGCUAGAAGAAUGGUAGCCACCUACGACCCCGAAUGGAGUCGUAUUCGACUAGCGAGAUAGGGAGCGCGCAAGGAUCGCGAGUAGACAAUGCUCAAGGAAAGGCAUGUCCUACGGAUCUACCGCAAGAGACAGACAGUAGCAGGCAGACCACUACGGACUCUGGAAGAGGCGGUAUAACGAUAUCGAUAUCACGACAGGAGGAACGAGCUAAAUCGCCGAUAGCUGUUCUCUCUGUUGACGAAUACGGAGCACUCAUCGCUAUAAACGGAACCAAGUUCGCAUACUACCAGAAAACCGAGAGACAAGACAAGACUAGGGAAGUACCGAAGGAAUACAAAGGACACCCAGCAUUCGAACCGAAACAUCUAGAAGGACUACCAGAACACGGCCCAUAGGAUCACGAGAUCAAGCUCAAGGAAGGAGCACGACUAAAGUUCUUCAAGAUCUACUACACGAGCUAGAUAUAGAACGAAGAACUUAAGCGAUAUUUAGAGGAGAACCUUUGAAGAGGAUAUAUCCGCCCGUCGACAUCGCUAGCAGGCUACCUAAUCCUAUUUGUGCCUAAGAAAGACGGAAAGCUAUAGUUAUAUGUCGACUAUCGGCAACUUAACGAACAGACCGUGAAAAACCGAUACCCGUUACCGCUAAUCUUAUAGCUCCGAGAUCAGUUAGCAGGAGCCUAAUAUUUUACGCGUCUUGACUUGCCAUCGGCCUAUAACCAUAUACGGAUCAAAGAAAGCGACGAGUAGAAAACGGCCUUUAGGACACCCUAUGGCCACUAUAAGUACCUCGUCAUGCCAUUUAGACUUACGAACGCACCGGCAACGUUCUAAGCCCUAAUUAAUCAAGCUAUCUGACCCUUUCUCGACAAAUUUACGGUAUAUUAUCUCGACGAUAUACUUAUCUUCUCUAAGACGAUAGACGAACACCAGAAGCACGUAAAAGCAGUACUAGACGCGCUAUACACGUACAAGCUAUCAGUUAACAAGGAAAAGAGCGAAUUCCACGUCAGGAAAACGGUGUUUUUGGGAUACGAGAUAUCCCUAGGAUAAAUCCGGAUAGAACCUUCAAAGGUUAAAGCCAUCAAGAAUUAGCCACAACCGACGUCAGUCACGGAAGUACGAAGCUUCAUCGGAUUUGUAAACUUCUACCGGAUGUUCAUCAGGAACUUUAGAGCGAUCGUACGACCUUUGCACGAGCUUACCAAGAAGAAUACUAAAUUCCAAUAGGAAGAGCAACACGAGCAAGCAUUUACGUAGAUCCGGAAUGCCAUUACCGAAGAUUCGGUACUAUUACUGCCAGACCCUAAGAAGCCAUUCGAGCCUUCUUUUCAAAGAAACUCGAUGGACCACGUCUUAAUUAUCCGAUCUACGACAAGGAACUACUUGCGAUUGUCGAAGCUUUCAAGGAAUGGCGACUAUACCUUAGCGGCAUGAUUAAACCGGUACAAGUAUAUAUAGAUCACAAGAACCUACGAUACUUCACGACGACGAAGGAGCUUAACAGACGACAAAUACGAUAGGCAGAAUUCCUCGCGGAAUUCAACUUUAAGAUCCGCUAUAAGAAGGGCAAAGAGAACACACGAGCGGACGCUUUAAGCCGACGAACGGAUCAUAUAGAAGGACGAACGGAAACAACACUACCGUUGUUCAAGGAGCGAACAGACGGAACGCUACAUCACGAAACGUAGACACCCGUAGAAGAUGAUCUACUUGACUCGUUCCUAGAAUGCUAUACAAUCUUUCGAGAAGAAAGGAUUAACAAGGCACAGUAUCAAGCAGCACCCGGACUACUAGUACCUAACGGAGUAGAAGAAAAAGAUAGGAAACUCUAGUACCGAGGCAAAGCGUAUAUCUACGACAAAGACUAAUAGCUACGGAUGAUUCGAGAGCUCUACGAGUCGAAACUCGGAGGACAUAAAGGAGUUACGAAGACUGUUAUACAAGUCAAGAAACACUACGACUUUCUAUAGUUAACGGCACGAGUCAAGGAAGUCGUACGGAAUUGCGAUAUCUACAAUCGAAGCAAAACGGCACGACACAAGCCGUACGGGCUACUUCAGCCACUACUAACAGCUGAUAAACUAUAGAGUUCGGUCACGAUAGACUUUAUUACGAAGCUGCUAGAAUCUAAGGACACAGCCACAGGAGUGACCUACGACAGUAUUCUUACUAUAGUAGAUCGCCUGACUAAGUAGGCAUACUUCUUUCCCUACAAGGAGUCCUAGACAGCAGAACAGUUAGCAGACGUGAUCUAUCGGCAAGUUAUAUCAGUGUAUGCUUGGCCGCAAGAAUAGAUCACCGACAGAGACACCAAGUUCGCGUCAAAGUUUUAGCAAGCGUUAAUAUAACGAUUAGGCGUUAACAGCAAGCUAUUAACGGCAUAUCACCCACAGACUAACGGACAAACGGAGCGACUAAACCAAGUUAUUAAGCAGUACCUCCGCUCUUACCACAACUCGCUUACAACACGACGCCAACGGAAACGACCAAGGUUACACCGUUCUUCAGCAGCAGUCAAAGCGGAACAAAUGCACGCACUGUAUAGAAAGCUCAAAAAGGAACUCGAGUUUAUUAAGACUAGAAUAAAGAACUACUACGACAAACACAGGCUCGAGGGACCUUGCCUAGAGAGGGGAGAUAAAGUCUACCUAAUUACACGAAACCUGCGAACCAAACGACCAAGCACGAAGCUAGACUUUAAGAAGGUCGGACCCUUCGUUAUCAAAGAACGAAUCUCGACAUCUAACUACUAACUAUCAUUACCGUUAUCUAUACGACUACAGACAGAUGUUUUUUAUAUUUCACUUCUCGAACCAGCACCAAAGAGCGCUAAGGACGUCGAAGAAAUUCUAGAUUCACGCAUCAUCAACGGAGAACUACAGUAUCUGGUCAAAUGGCUUAAUUUCGGACCAGAAGACAACUCAUAGGAACUAGUCAAGAAUUUGAACUGCCCUAAGAAACUAGAACAGUUCCACCGGCAGAACCCGGAUCGACCAAAGGGAAACCCGGGACAGAACCAAAGACAGCGCCCUAGUCGAUAGCAUCGACGGCAUCAUUAAUCUGCAACGAGGGUAUAGCAGGCGUCUCUUGCCGCUCAACCUCCUCUAACUCAUCCAAGGUCGACAGACCAUACGCCACCAUAUCGGCACCUUUCUCCACCAAAAACUCCUUCUGCUGACGAAGACGCCGGAGCCGCACAAGCUUUUCGGACAACUCGCGCUAGGCUUCUUCCAGACGGCGUUAGGAUUCAUCUAGCUCAAGUUCGGCACGACGUUUAGCAUCCUUGAUACGACGCUGCUCCUAGAGAAUACAAUCCAUUACAGGAAGAAAGCAGGAUGCCAGAGCCAUCGUAAGAACGACCUCGACGAACAUAGGCCUUACAACGCUUUAUACGCGCGAUCAUUUUACAGACAAGGCCUUAAGAUGCGCACCAAGAACAAGGUAUAACGACAAAACCGUUCUCGGCGAUGUUCUAAGCAAGGGAAGCACGGUAACGUGCAGAAUGCGACUUCCGUUUCUCUAUCGGCAUUUUGUCAACAUAGCGACCACGAUACAGAAACAGGGAGAAUACAGUACUCACAAGCGGAGGGUUGUUAGCGCUAUUUGAAACGACCUAAGAAGGCUUUCGGGUCGAAAGCCUUGAAGGAGGGGCAUCGUGUCACGGAUAAGCACAUAGGCGGCCUGGCAGGCUGUAGCUAGGACACGGGACAUUCCGACAGCCAAUCACUCGACGGACCAAUCAGAAGAUUAUCACCGCCAAGACUAAGGUCGUCACUGGUAAUAAUAGCAUAUCACCGUCGACAACGCAGAAUCACAAAGUGAAAGGAGAAGUGGUACUAGUAAUAACUAUUAAAGAGGGACAGACCAUUGUAUAUAUAUAGCUAGCUAGUCACUUGUUAUAGUGGACUCUGGGAGUUCGCCAGUGGUAAUAAUCACAAUCACAGUACUCAUACCAAGCGCUGCUGAUUACUGUGAGAGACAACUCUAGUGUUGUUAUGAACCCUUUGGCUUCACCGAAUCCUUUAGAUGACUUGCUUGCUUGUCCCGCUUAAUCUACCUUUGUCUGAACCCUUUUAGAAGAAGUCUGAGUUAGGUUCGUUACA
Messenger RNA from Thermothelomyces thermophilus ATCC 42464, 4238 nucleotides. RefSeq lists its product as uncharacterized. NCBI's taxonomy places the organism in Eukaryota, Fungi, Ascomycota, Sordariomycetes, Sordariales, Chaetomiaceae. The record is from RefSeq and is a predicted model, not a curated record. The coding region runs from base 166 to 528 and encodes 120 amino acids. The transcript is spliced from 8 exons.